Molecule: messenger RNA, 1289 nt
Organism: Mustela lutreola (European mink)
Lineage: Eukaryota; Metazoa; Chordata; Mammalia; Carnivora; Mustelidae
Product: piggyBac transposable element-derived protein 5-like
Exons: 6
Coding region: 239-571 (110 amino acids)
Biological process (GO): non-replicative DNA transposition
Cellular component (GO): nucleus
Molecular function (GO): transposase activity
Source: RefSeq, a predicted model, not a curated record
CCCUCGCGCCCUGCGUCCCUCCGCGGCCUGCAGCCUGCGGCGCCCGAGCUCCGAGGGCGCUUCCUCGGGCGCUGGGCCCGAGGCGGCCCAGACGGCGGGCCGGCCGGGCGCGGGGCGGCGGGCGCUGUGCUGCGGGCUGCGCUGGUGGGGGGCGGCGGGCCGCGGCGCGGGCCCAGUGCCCAGCGCGUGCGGCCGGGAGGCGCUCUGGGGGGCGGGCGCGCGGGCGGCGCCCGGGGCUAUGGCCCAGGUCGGCGGGAGCGCGCGGAGGAGGGCGCCGGCGCUGCUCGAGGCGGCCCGCGCGCGCUACAAGAGCCUGCACAUCUGGGACGACGUGUUCGGCGAGUCCGGCCCGGACAGCGGCGGGAACCCCUUCUACAGCACGUCCGGCGCCUCGCGCUCCUCCUUGGCCGCCUCCUCGGACGCCGAACACGAGCGCCCCGGCCCCCCGCUGCCUCCCGACGCCCCCCGAAGCGCAGGAGUCCGACGAGGACGAGGCCAGCACGGGUUGGAGUGCCACGCUGCGGGACCGCCCGCCCCUGCGCUUCGUGGACACUGGCGGAUCACUUGCUGAGAGCAGAGAAGAGUGAGAGGACCAGUUAUCAGCGUUAAGCUGUCUGCUCUCGCUCCAGAAGGCACUUGUGUGUUCUGCUUACCGACACGGUCAUGGUCAAGCCCCUGAUAUCUGGAGGUCGCAGGCCUGCUGGCUUUUGUGGCUGCUUGAAAUUCUCCUUUACUGCCUACUUUUUGGGAAGAUGUGUGGAGGGCCAUGGCUGACUUGGAUGCAGUUGGAGUCAUCUCACAGCACAUGGAAUACACAAUUUAUCUUGCUUCCUGUCUUGAUAACGACAUCUUGGUUUUCAUGCUGUCUUAGAACAAGUAGAACUUGACUUACAUAGGUAGAGACUGAUGCAAACGGAGAAGUUUGGUGGUUCUCCACUGGCCACAGCUUAGCUAGCAAAAAGCAAAAAGCAGAGCCUGCAUUGGAGCCAGGCACUGUGGCUCCAGACCCCAACUCUUCACCCUUGGGCUUCUUGCCACACACCUGCUUCCUUGUCACUAAGAACUUGGUGCAGGAGUUUAACGGUAAGAUCUGAAGAAGUCAAUCUGUUUCUUCUAUGGCUUCAAGGACUUCAGACAAACUUUGCAGAAGAGCAGGUGCUGAUUUUUGCUUGCCUCGUGCCUGGUUUCCCAGCGAUCAUGUCAUCCAGAGGGACCUGCAUGGUGGAGACACUCAUCAGUCCUAGCCCUGGUGUGGCAGAUGACAUCCCCCAUUUGAGACCAGCGCCAGU